Spirodela intermedia is the source of this 479-nucleotide messenger RNA. NCBI's taxonomy places the organism in Eukaryota, Viridiplantae, Streptophyta, Magnoliopsida, Alismatales, Araceae. The record is from the annotation of a GenBank genome assembly.
AUGGCAGUUGUGUUUGGUUCCAGAGGCCAAAGCGUCGCCGGCGACGACAAGACGAUGAAGACGGCGAGGGAGGAGGAGGAGGGCGGCGCCGACGGAAGCGUCUUCGACAUGUUCUCCUUGAUGGCGCAGCUUCCCCAGAAGUAAGCACAAAACAGCAGCCAUUGACAAGCAGUCCCUCUGCAAUGGAGCGGCCUCUCGUUCUUAUUCCCUCACUCCUCCCUAACCCCACCGUUGUUUCUCCUCUGUGCAGGAGGAAAGGGCUGUCCCGGUACUUCUCCGGCAAGUCCCGGUCCUUCACGCGCGUCGGCGAGGUCAAGUGCGCCGGCGAUCUCGAGAAGCUCGAGAUCCCGGAAGCCAAGCGGGGGAAGUACGCCGGCCGGCACGCCGAAGUCCUUGCCUUCGUCUCCUGCGGCACCGCCUCAGGCCUCUCCCGUUGCGGCUCCGCCCUCGGCUUCACGGGGGGUCUCGCUGAGAAGUAG